AUGGAGUCCAUCCGCCCUCAACGGGGUCUGUAUUCUGCGACGUUCGAUAAUGUAGCAUUCCAGGACUCCCCGACGCCAUUGCCGAACCGCUUGAUCGCAGCUCGCGCAGAUGCUAUCCCAGGCUUCUUAUCACGGAGGUACCGCGGCGAACUCGCAGCGACUACUUGGCAUGUCGGGGGAGCAGUCAGAGCCGGGCACGAACGGCGCCUAGGCCUCGGCGAGUCGUGCGCGGGGUGGGCAGAAGGGAAUGUGGAUGAGGAAAUUCAAGGCAUAGAACAAGCCACACCACAAAGAUCAGCCGCACCGUUGCGCCUAUCAUCGAAACAAGGUGCACCAACGUGGGCCUGUCCUCGAGCUUUUUCCCAGCCACUUGUCAACGCCGCAGCCGCACGCGGUUGGCAUUUCAAUGGUGUAGAAACUACAGCGUGCGGCCUGGACCUAGCUUACCACCAUGGAGAACCCGAAGGUCUUGCUCUUCCACAAGUACGCGUCAAUACAAGCUUUGACAAGAAUCGUGCCAUCAGCGCCAACUGUCUUUUCCGUCAAUGCAUUCCUUGUCCUCCAGCUAGUAAGGGAGUAUUGGAGAUGUACCUCAAACCCUUCAUUUUCGGCCUCUGGGCCAUUGGCUCUCUGCGGCCAGUGUUCGGAUAUGACCCAACAGAUUCAUUGAUGGAUGGAGACUCCUCGCAGUCCGGUUACCUUCCGGAUCACAACAUGGAUCCCACAGUCAUUACUGGCGGCUCCUUUGGUCAGCUAUGGCAGUACAAGAAUGUAAUACCAUCCGGCGGUGCGCCAGACCAGUUUUACGCCAAACCUCUGGUUUACACGCCUACAAGUCUGGGAGGUCAACAAAUCGUUCUUGCGUUCUCCGAGGCCAACAGGAUCUAUGCAGUCGACGCUGUCAAUGGUUCCCUAAUUGCGAAAAGAGAUCUUGCGCUGGAGGGAGAGAUGCCGUUCAAGGUUUCUGAUCUUCCGUCUUGCAACGAUAUUGGAGGAUAUAUCGGAAUUACUGGCACUCCUGUUAUCGACCCAGCUACCGACACGGUGUAUUUCUGGGCCAAGAGCUACCUGCCAGGGGGUCAGACUGGAUACAAGAAUGGUGCCUAUCGAUUCCACGCCAUUGAUGCUGCAACAUUGGUUGAGAGACCUGGAUUUCCUACAAACAUCCAAGGUUACCCAGCGGACAAUGACAAUACGCGAUGGUUUACAGGCGGAACUCAUCUCCAGAGAACCGGACUGAACCUCAUCAACGGUGCCGUCUAUGCUGGAUUCGGAGGACAUUGCGAUCUUUUCAAUUACACUGGAUGGGUCAUCGGUAUGAGCACUUCCGGCAAGAUACUGACCGGCUAUAGCACCAACGCUGGCCCCGAUUCUCCUCCGGAAGAUGGUACAUGGACAGGUGGAGGAGGUGGAGCGGGAGUCUGGCAGUCUGGCGCUGCGAUCUCGUCUGAUAACUCUGGCCGUCUCUUCUUUGCUACUGGAAAUGCCGAAGGUGGUGGUUUCAACAACAAAGUCCCCGCAUCUGGCCGAGUUUAUCUGGAUAUUCUGUCCGAGUGUAUUGUUAAUCUAGCGAUCGAUCCAAACACUGGAGCUCUUACGCAGCAAGAUUAUUUCGAGCCGUUUGGGUAUCUAGGAAUGGAUGCUGGUGAUCGCGACCUCGGCUCAGGUGGUGUUUGUCUACCAGAUCCAAAGGUGUUUAGUGGUGGAGGAAUCGCUCGUCUCGCAAUAACUUGUGGAAAAAAUGGAAUCUGCUACGUUGCGAAUGCGGACAACCUCGGUGGAUACAAGAUGGGCACAGCUGGCGGGGACGCGAUUGUUCAGACCAUAGCACCUCCAGGUGGAGGCUCGGUCUUCGGCAAUGUUGGCGCAUAUCCACUCGAAGGCGGCUACAUCUACCUCACGCCAGUCGGUGCUCCAACCUACGUAUAUUCCCUGGGCUUCGAUACGAGUGGAAGGCCGACCUUUACCCAAGUUGCGCAAACGGACGAGAAGUCUCCUGGUGCGGUGGGUGUUGGGCCUGCAACAAUCACCUCUUUCAAAGGAAAGGCUGGCACUGGAAUCCUCUGGAUUGUCGAUACGAACGGCCUCCGAGCUUACAGUGCUGCACCUGUUGGCGGCAAGAUGACACGUAUUACACUUCCGGCUAUAACCAACCCUAGUAAAUUCCAGCGCCCAACUUUUGGAAAUGGGAAAUAUUACGUGGCCACGUUGAGUGGUGCCAUUGUCGGGUUUGGGGCUCCUGUUGCGCUUCCAUUCGUAUGCACCUCUCCUCUUGACUUUGGCUCCGUGUCGAUUGGUGCUGCCAGUACCAUGAACGUCACCUGCAAAGCAAACAUCGCUGUUUCCCAGGUUCUGGGAUUGACUCUGGGUAAAACCCUUUACCAAGCGUCCAAUUCCAGUUUGCCACAGGGUGCGCUCAAGGCUGGGGACAGCUUCAACAUUCCCGUUACAUUCAAUUUGACCAAUUACGUGCUCAAUGCGGGCAGCACAAGUGCUCCCUCCGUGUCCCCCGGAGUUCAAACGACUGCCAUGAGCAUUUUCACGAACAACACUAUUGCUGGAUACUCUACCGAGCAAGGCAUUACUUUAACCGGUACGGCUGUCAGCCAGGAUCCCUUCCUCGCCGUCAACCCAUUGCAAGUUGGAUUUCCUGGGAUUGUCAUCGGAGGAGCCCUUGCUGCAUCAACUGCCACAUUCAUCAUACAAAACGCUGGACAGUCUGACCUCAUUAUUCUUGGUUACGCCUACGGUGCUGGUGAUGAUGAUGACCCAAGCUAUACCAAUAUUACUUUAGCUGGACAGGGGGUUUCGGUGGAUCUUGACGACGAUGGCUACUUCACUACCUCGGGACUCCCCCCUCUCAACACGAAGAUCCCGGCUGGCGGUUCAUUGACCGUUGAUGCUACAUUUGCAGCUUCAGUUGUCGGUGACUACUUCACUCUGGUCACUGUCUUCUCAAAUGGUGGGUCUGCGUACACUAUUCUCAGCGGUUCUGCAAACACAUCCCCCAUCGUAAAAUUUGAAUAUGAGACGAACGAAAAUGGAUGGGACCCUAUUGCAGAUUGCGCGAUACCUGCCGAUGGGUGUACUUUCCAGCUCGAUGUUGGGACUCUGCCCGGAGUCGGCUCCGCUCUGAGGACCAUCCGUUUUACAAACAAUGGAGGAUCUGACCUCGUCGUUACUAAAUCUAAACCUCCCGAGGGAACUGUUCUAGGCGCCACCAACCCAUCCACAGAUCUAUCAGAGGGAAUGUCAAUCCCACCAGGAAAUUCCUCGAGUGCUACAGUCUACUUCCAACCAGGCUCUUUGCCCCUCAACUCCGACCCCGUCGUGUACUUCGGCGCAUGGACUCUCAAUACUAACGAUCUAUCCUUCGGUGUCCAUGUCGUGAAUUUUACCGGCACCUUGGCACCCAUGCAGGUCGGCCCUACGUUAGGCAGUGGUGGCGAGGCCAGGUACAAGUAUCUCGGAUGCUACCAAGAUGCCCAGAAUCCACGCAUCGAGGCCACGCAGUACAAUAAUGCCGCUAUGGAGAAUGGCCUCUGCCAACAAACGGCCCUGACCGCCGGUGCCAUCUUCGCUGGCACUGAAUAUCAAACGCAAUGUUUCUACGCUUCAGCAAUACCAGCGGCCUCAUUGAAGGCUGACGAAUCGAAGUGCACGACUUAUACUUGCGCGGGAGAUACUACACAGAUGUGCGGUGGUGUUGGAACGUAUAUUUCUAUCUAUUAUGAUAGCUUGAGAUUUGAUCCAGUCUCGGGGAACAUCUUGAUCCCUGGUGCCUCUUCGUCCACCGCGGCCUCGAGUACAACCUCCACAAGGACUUCAUCAACAGUCCUGUCUUCAACAACCGUGUCUUCAACAGUCCUAUCCUCCUCAAUAUCGUCCACGCUUACAUCCUCUACAACAACGGCAUCCUCGUCCUCAUCCAGCCCAAUUUCGGCACCGCUUUCAUCAACGUCAUCCUCCGCCAGCUCUACUUCUCCCUCCGCGUCGUCCACUCCGAUACCCCCAAGCGUCGGCGCCUACGUCUACUCCGAUUGUCGUUCAGACAACAUAACCAUUCGAACCUUGACUGGGCUGAAGUGGGUGAACGGCGCUAUGACUAUUGAGCUUUGUGCCAGCACCUGCGCAGGAUUCAGCUACUUUGGAGUGGAGUACUCAGAUGAGUGCUACUGUGGGAAUACCCUGAGUUUUGGAAGCUUUGCUACAACAGAUGGAAGAUGCAAAAUGAACUGUGCUGGGAAUGUGAAUGAGAUUUGUGGUGGCCAAAAGGGUCUGACAAUGUAUAAGCUGCAGAACCUCCCGUCGAGCAGCUCGUCUUUUAGUUCAUCCUCUUCAUCGGUUUCGUCGUCUGUGUCGUCUAGCGUCGCGUCCUCAUCCUCCUCGCUGGUUUCCAGUUCCUCGUCCUCGCUACUUUCAAUUUCAGCGGCGUCCAGCCUCGUAUCAACUUCAGCGUCGUCCAGCCUCAUAUCGACUUCAGCCACGUCCAGCCUCAAAUCAACUUCAUCCUCCAGCACAUCAUCUAGCUCGCCAUCGUCGAGCUCAUCGAGCUCCUUCUCCAGCUCCUCCAGUUCCUCUUCCAGUUCCUCUUCCAGCUCCACCCUCAGUUCUUCCUCCAGCUCCUCAUCCUCCACCGCCUCCUCUACGCCGAGUUCUUCCACCUCCUCUACGCCCAGCGUUUCUUCUACGUUAUCUACUGCCUCAACUCGAUCAACGACACUCUCGACUUCCACCCUUCCAACAUCGACACUUUCGACCUCAACCCUUCCAUCGUCGACGAUCUCCACCUCCUCAAUCCGCUCCUCAACUAUCUCAUCAUCCUCCACACCCUCAGCUUCCGCUUCAUCUUGGUCCUACGUCGGCUGCGCUAACGAUACAAUCGCCCACCGGGCCCUCAACGGCACGACUUUCGCCGCCACCACCGUGACCAUCGAAACCUGCCAAGCCUACUGCAUCGGCAAAAACUACCCCUUCGCCGGCGUUGAAUACGGCGAUGAAUGCUACUGCGGCCUCGGACUAGCCUUUGGCUCAAAAAUUGGCUAUACAGGCUGCACCAUGAAGUGUGCGGGCAAUUCAUCCGAGACCUGCGGCGGCUCUUCCAGACUCAACCUUUACCAGUACACUAACCCAAGCUAUGUGUAUCCGAAAGUUUCGCCACAGGUGGACGUGUAUAAUCUCCAAGGGUGUUAUUAUGAUCCGAUCAACCCGCGCGCGCUACCGAGUUAUUCGUAUGUGAAUGCCACGGGCAUGACGGUGGAGAGUUGUGUUGCGACUUGUAAAGGCAAAGGGUAUGUCAAGGCGGCGGUGGAGUACGGACAGGAGUGUUAUUGUGGAACGACGUUGUCGACCCAGGCAACGUCGGAGGAUAUUCAAGACUGCAAGAAGAUGUUCUGCACCGGGGAUAAGACGGAAUUCUGCGGGGCUGGACAACGAGCGCUUGUUUACUCCUCUGUCGGAAUUUGAAAAAAGGGCGACUCUGGUAUGGGAGUUUAGCCUCAGCGAUGGGAGUUCAGGCUUAGGGGUCCUUUUUUGAUCGUAAAUUGAGAUAAGAAGGUAAUGACGUUUAUGUUCUAGACUAAGCAAUGAUUAGACAUGAGGAGGGAAGGGCUUUAGAAUAGAUAUCCAUAGAGCGUGGCGUACAACGCGGCGUUUGUAAUUAAUUACCGUU
This is a messenger RNA of Mytilinidion resinicola, 5671 nucleotides long. RefSeq names its product WSC-domain-containing protein. The transcript has 7 exons. Bases 1 to 5466 code for a protein of 1821 amino acids. The record is from RefSeq and is a predicted model, not a curated record. Lineage: Eukaryota; Fungi; Ascomycota; Dothideomycetes; Mytilinidiales; Mytilinidiaceae.